Plectropomus leopardus (leopard coralgrouper) is the source of this 1197-nucleotide messenger RNA. NCBI's taxonomy places the organism in Eukaryota, Metazoa, Chordata, Actinopteri, Perciformes, Serranidae. The record is from RefSeq and is a predicted model, not a curated record.
GUGUCAUCCCAGAGAAACACAGUCCGUCCCAAACGCUGCUGGGAUGGCAGCAGAGCUGCGAGGCCGGAGAUCGGGAGCGGCCGUCCUGUUCCACAUACACAGCAGAAACUGUAGCAGGAAGCUUCAGCCAAGCGAGGACAAACUCUGCCUCCAGUGUCCACAUUUUGUCCAAAAGGCCUCAGAGUGACAAGAGCAAGCCAAAAACUGCAACUCAGCAUGACGUCAUCGUGAUCAACUCAGUGCCCCGUGCAGCGGAGGACAGGACGCCGCCGUCUGGACGAGGUGGAGACGGUGGAGCGGAGGAAGUGGCGCCUCUCGCCGGUCAGGACGACAGCAGUGUGAGGCCCCAGUAUCAGCGUAUGUGCAUUCAGAUCAACGAGCCGCCCACUGAGGUGAUGUUUGCAGGUAACGCCGCCUACAGCCUGUCUACCUUUAAUAAUCCCCCUGUUGCCAUGGGAGCAGUUGACUCCCAACAACAGCAAACCCAACAUUCUUGGUCUGGAAUCCAGCCGAUAGAAAACGCCCACUUCUCCAGUCAGAACCACCUCUAUGGAGGAUCCAGCAACCAGAACAAGGAGUCCGGAUCGGCACAGUCCCAGCAGUCCUGCCUCCCCUACGCCUGCACCUUCUGCUCCCGCCGCUACGCCCACCAGUGCCAGCUGAGAAUCCACGAGCGCGUCCACACAGGGGAGAAGCCGUACCAGUGCGUCCAGUGCGGGAAGAGGUUCGGCCAGGUGUGCAGCCUCAAGCGCCACCAGAUGGUCCACACGGGGGAGAGGCCGUUCCCGUGCCCCCACUGCGGGAAGCAGUUCUCCACCUCCACCAACCUCAAGGUCCACCAGAGCGUCCACACCGGGGAGAAGAGGUUCCACUGCUCCAAGUGCGGCAAGAACUUUUCCUUCCUCAGCAACCUGAUCAGGCACCAGGCUCUGCACACGGCCAAGUAGAGCGAGUCAGUGUGCUGCAUCAACACUGUACGCACCUGAGGCCGCACAUUCACUGUUCACGUGUUCAUGUUAUUGUGUCCAGAUCAAAUCUGUCUCUUCAUUUCAGCAGCAUUUAGAUGAAAUGUCCUUCAACAUUUUAGCCCCAUUUCAUGUCUGACACCAGUGUUGUUGGGAAGAACUCUGAUUGUCUUUGGAUUCACUUUGGAAAAUGUUUCUUCUGCUCAUUAAAAUGAUCUCUGACAUGAGUCUG